Hydra vulgaris (swiftwater hydra) is the source of this 420-nucleotide messenger RNA. RefSeq lists its product as uncharacterized. The record is from RefSeq and is a predicted model, not a curated record. NCBI's taxonomy places the organism in Eukaryota, Metazoa, Cnidaria, Hydrozoa, Anthoathecata, Hydridae.
AUGUCUCCUGACAGACUUGAACAUCUUUUGUCAUUAAUUGGAUCUUCAUUAACGAAAAAGUAUUGUCCCAGUAGAGAUUCUAUAUGUCCGUCGCAAAGAUUAAUUAUAACAAUUCGAUACCUUGCUACAGGAGAAUCACAACAAACUCAGUCAUUUUAUUUUCGAGUUGGCAGAGCUACAGUUUGCCAUAUAAUUGAAGAAACUUGUUGUGCAAUAUGGGAAGUUCUCAAGACAGUCUUUCUACGAGCCCCAAAUGACGUAAAAGAUUGGCAAAAUAUUAUUAAAGAGUUUGAUCAAAAUUGGAACUUUCAACAAUGUAUAGGAGCUAUAGAUGGAAAGCAUGUACGCAUUGAAGCACCUGCAAAAUCUGGAUCUUUUUUUUUUAUAACUACAAAGGGUUUUACAGCAUGGUUUUAUUAG